AUGCGGGUCCGACUACCACCCUCGGUCAUCUCCCAGAUCGAAUCUCACAUACGACCAGAACUCCCACCGGUCUUCACUCUCUCGUCCAUCCUUCAGCAACAGCGAUACCCACAAGCAUUUCCUCAACCACCUUCAGGUGCUCGUAAAUCGAAAAAGCCAUAUACCCUCGCCACUGGGGACUAUGGUCUUCUGCCCUGUCCCGAGAGUCAACCGACGUCGUUCUCUCCUUCUUACCUAUUCCGAACUUCCAGUACCUCCCAUCUCGCUACAGCACAUCAACAUCUUUCGUCACAGGCAUUCGACCCAUCGUCCCCUCAAUCUCUUCUCAAUAGACAGGUGACAUACUCGAAAUUGAUCUCUGCAUUUGUAGAUCAUCCGAAAGGUUUAGAAGCAAUAGUGUCUCUGGUGGAUCGAUCAUUAAAUGAAAAAGUCCCUGUAUCCAUCUCUACCUUAACAUCAAUAUUAAAAUGCAGUAUAUCAUCCGAAGAUAUAACAUCCAGAACAUCAAUAAUCAAUAAAAUACUACCGAUACUACCUGAAAAAUUGGAUAUACCUUUAUUGGAUGUAUUGUUAAGAGCCGUCAUGAAAGAUAUCAAUCCUGAGAUUGGUGUGGUGGAACAGAUGAUCAGCGAUUGUUUAUCCUUAGAAUGCAGUGAUAACACCAGCACAGGUAAAAUGGGAAAGGAACAAUGGCCAUUGGAAAUUUGGGAUCUGUUAUUUACGUCCCACUCUCAACGAUCAGAUAUAAAGCAAUCCAUGAAUCUGUUAGAACGGUUCAGACAAAUCGUACUCCGCAAAAUCGACACCUCACCUUGCUCAUCGACAGUACUCAUCUCAGAAGUCCUAGAUGAAAAAGAUCGACAUGCAAUAUGUAAAGUAUACACUACCGUCCUCAACACAUGGAGAAGAUCCAAUGACAUAUACAAGAUCCAAUCGACCUUUCCUAGAAAUUUAGCUAUGGAUUUGGUAGAUUUGAUUGGAGAAGGACAUAAACCCUCUGUGGGAUUUUUGAACAGUUGGAUGAAAGCUGAACGUCAAACUGGCGAUAUAAAUGCUUCAAGGAGAGUAUGGAAUUUGAUCGAAUCCAAGGUGCUAGAAGAUGAGUUACCAAAUAAUGAUUCUUGGAUUGCCCUCUUCCAACUUUACUCAACUCCCGGUAAAUCCUCCUCUGUAAAAUCAAUACCGCCAAUAAGAACUUCCAUUAAGAGGUUAUUGAACCAAGUCAAGCAAUAUCCAAAAGUAACUUUGAUCAAUGCUCUCACGAUCAACACGAUCUUAAAAUCAACAUUAUCUUCCGACCUGCCAUUAAGUUUAUACGUAUUGCGACAAAUGAGGAAAUGGGGUAUAACACCAGGUAGGAAGACGAUCGAUCUGGUAUCUGCUGAAAUGAUGAAAAUCAUUUUACGAUUACCUCUAUCGGACCAAGUUAGAUUGGGUAUACGCCAUUCGAUGAUACGGAACGACUCAUCGUCGAUGAGAAGUAAAAGAAUGAGAAUGGGAUUGAAAUUGCAUGAAUGGGAUUUAAUCACCGAGACAGUUCAUGAUAUACGUAUUAGAGAGAACCCAACGGGGAUGGAGAUCGGGACGGAUAAGGAGAUGAUCUGGUUACCACUUUCAAUGCCUAUCGGUAGAAUACGUCAAGAUUCCAAUUCCAGUUCGAGUUCCAAUUCGAAAGACAACGAUCAGAUGGUGAUCACUUCAACCAUCGCCACCAGCAAGGGUAUUGAGAAUGUAGAGAAGCAGAGUUUACCUGAGAAAGUGUUAGAUCCUUUGAUGAUCCUGUUGGAAAGGUUGAUCAUCCUACUUCAUCGUAACACAUCGUGCUCAGCGGGUAUUGCGGAUGAAAAGAGGAAGAAGAUAAAACUGAAGGACGAAGAGAUAUUGGAGGAGAUGAUGAGUGAAAUACAUGGCGAAAUGGUUUCAAAAAGGUAA
This is a messenger RNA of Kwoniella mangroviensis CBS 8507, 1932 nucleotides long. RefSeq lists its product as uncharacterized. The record is from RefSeq and is a predicted model, not a curated record. Bases 1 to 1932 code for a protein of 643 amino acids. NCBI's taxonomy places the organism in Eukaryota, Fungi, Basidiomycota, Tremellomycetes, Tremellales, Cryptococcaceae. The transcript has a single exon.